UGUCGGUAAUGCCACGUGGACGAAACCCACCAAGCUAGUAUAUAAUGAUAUCAUCGUUUAUGCCAAAUCCAUCAUCAGCUAAUCAAAGUGUGAGAGAAAAUGAGAAAAACAGAAAGUGUUAUGACGUUUUCCCCUCUGGUGGUUCUUGCAUUAAGCUUGUUUACUAUAGCAAUUGUGGAGGCGGCAGUGACGCUGCAGCCACCGGUGAAGCUGCAGUGGCAGUAUUACAAGAGGAACACCUCAUGCCCUGAUGCAGAGGUGUACAUAAGGCAUCAAAUAGAGCAGUAUUGGAAACAAGAUAAAUCCAUUACUCCAAAGCUUCUCCGGCUGCUCUACUCAGAUUGCUUUGUUACUGGCUGCGAUGCAUCAAUUCUUCUUGAUGGACCAAACUCAGAGAAAACUGCACCACAGAACAGAGGUCUGGGUGGAUUUGCACUCAUAGACAAGAUCAAACAAGUUCUUGAACAAAGGUGCCCUGGAGUUGUCUCUUGUGCUGAUAUUCUUAACCUAGCUACCAGGGAUGCUGUUCAUUUGGCAGGUGCACCAUCUUAUCCUGUAUACACAGGAAGAAGGGAUGGGAUGUCGUCAAGCUCAGCAUCAGUAGACCUCCCAUCACCGUCCAUCCCAUUAUCGAAGGCAUUGGCUUAUUUCAAAUCUAAAGGCUUAGAUGUGCUAGAUUUUGCUACCCUCUUAGGGGCACACUCAUUGGGAAAAACACACUGCAGCUUUGUUGAGGACCGGUUGUACAAUUUCGGUAAUACAGGAAAGCCAGAUCCAAACAUGGACCCAGCAUUUGCAGCUGAGAUGAGAAAGCUAUGUCCACCCAGAACCAAAAAGGGCCAAUCUGAUCCUCUGGUGUUUCUAAAUCCUGAAUCUGGCUCUAACUACAAAUUCACAGAGACUUUCUACCAGGGGGUUUUGUCCUACAAAUCUGUCCUUGGAGUUGACCAGCAGCUGCUAUUCAGUAAUGACACAUUAGACAUAACACAAGAAUUUGCUGCUAAUUUUGAAGACAUGAGGAGAUCAUUUGCGCUGUCAAUGAAUCGGAUGGGAAAUAUCGAUGUUCUAACAGGAUAUGCAGGGGAGAUACGGCGAAAUUGCCGGGUCGUCAACAAGAAAUAACAGAAUAACACUGAAUAUAUUAUCUUUAUAAGGAUAAAUUUAUCAACAUAAACAUACUCCGCAAUAUGAUAAUUAAAUGAUAUUGUUUUGUCAAGGAUAGAGCAAAAAACCAAAAUAUAAUAAAAGCAUGAACAUGAAGAAUCUGUUUUUCCAUCCACAAAUAAAAUACAUCAAUACUACUUGAAGUUACAGACUUGAUUUUGAUGUUUAGACCUCUACAAUCAUUUGAUCGUGUUGUCUCCAACAAGUUUGAGUGCACUUUUUAGUUUCAUAUAUAAACAAAAGGGCAAGGAUCAAAAUUGUCAAU
Messenger RNA from Manihot esculenta (cassava), 1429 nucleotides. Its product is annotated as probable peroxidase 61. The coding region runs from base 100 to 1122 and encodes 340 amino acids. Gene Ontology annotation, biological process: response to oxidative stress; hydrogen peroxide catabolic process. The transcript has 4 exons. The record is from RefSeq and is a predicted model, not a curated record. Gene Ontology annotation, molecular function: heme binding; peroxidase activity. Lineage: Eukaryota; Viridiplantae; Streptophyta; Magnoliopsida; Malpighiales; Euphorbiaceae. Gene Ontology annotation, cellular component: plasmodesma; plant-type cell wall.